AUGGCUGCCAGCGAGCGAGUUCUAUUGCUCAUAAGUUGGUUGCUGUUCAUGUUUUGUUCAGUUGCCGGCCAAGAGAAAGUCUCCGAGAUCCCCAAAAUUACCGAACAUCCUUUAGACGUGAUAGUGCCUCGUCAUGAGCCAGCCACGUUGAACUGCAAGGCAGAAGGCACACCGGUACCAAUAAUUACUUGGUACAAGGAUGGUGAGCCGAUUAAAGCCGAACAGGGUUCCCGCAAAAUCAUGUUGCCCGCUGGAGGUUUAUUUUUUUUAAAGGUCGUGCACUCACGUCGUGAAAGCGACUCCGGCGUGUAUUGGUGCGAAGCGUCUAGCGAACUUGGAACAGCGAGAAGUCGUAACGCGACUCUUCAAGUGUCUGUUUUGCGAGAGGAGUUUCGGUUAGAGCCACAGAAUACAAGAGUCGCCCAAGGUGAAACAGUGUUACUAGAAUGUGGUCCUCCGAGGGGAUCACCAGAGCCCACGGUUUUCUGGCGCAAAAAUGGUCAAACUUUAGAUUUGGCUAAUACAAAACGGAUCCGCAUCGUUGACGGGGGUAAUCUGGCAAUACAAGAUGCUCGCCAGUCCGACGAUGGUCGAUAUCAGUGUGUCGCCAAAAAUAUCGUCGGUGUUCGGGAAUCGACUGUAGCUUUUUUGCGGGUACAUGUGAAACCCUUCCUGAUACGAGGGCCACAGAACCACACGGUCGUGGCAGGUAGUUCGGUCGUGUUCCAAUGUCGGGUCGGAGGCGAACCUCUACCGGAUGUUCUUUGGAGGAGGUCGGCAUCUGGUGGAAAUAUGCCUCUAGAACGUGUUCGUGUUUUGGAAGAUAGGAGCUUACGUAUAGAGGACGUAAAAAUCGAAGACAUGGGGGAAUACAGCUGUGAAGCGGACAACGCAGUUGGAUCCAUCACCGCUUCUGGAGCACUGAUGGUGCAUUCACCACCUAGUUUUCUUAUACGACCGAAAAAUCAACUGGUAGAGCUCGGUUCUGAGGCGCUGUUUGAGUGUCAAGCAAUCGGUCAUCCUUACCCGACUCUUUUUUGGUCCAUCGAAGGAAAUCGGACACUGCUAUUGCCGGGCAGCAAGUUGGGAAAGAUUGAAGUUACCAAUAAUGAAGAUGGAAUUAGUGUUCUUUCUAUACAUCAUAUCGAACGGUUGGAAAACAAUAAGGUCAUCGUCUGCAGUGCCGUAAACAGUGUUGGAAGUGUUAGUACGCGCGUUGUCUUGAGUGUGAAUCUUCAACACGAUCGUCCACCACCUCUUAUCGUGCAAGGUCCAGUGAAUCAAACCCUGCCCAUCAAAUCCGUAGCUAUACUGCCUUGCAAAGCCUCGGGUGCCCCAACACCGGUUAUCUCUUGGUAUAAGGACGGCAUUCCUGUGCCUACCUCAGUGAAAACCAACAUCUCAGAAUCGGGUACGUUGACCAUUGCCGAUCUCAGUAAAUCGGAAGAUAGUGGACUUUACACAUGCGUAGCCAGCAGCAAAACAGGCAAAAGCACAUGGAGUGCCUCGCUUCGGCUGGAUGCUCCGACAAAUCCAAACAUUAAAUUCUACCGCGCACCCGCCGCGUCAACCUUCCCGGAACCUCCUGGAAAACCGCAAAUUAUUACAGUUUCACAAAGCUCCGUAACCAUUUCUUGGCUGAGAACUAGCAAAGUAGGAGCAUCCAGUUUACUUGGAUAUAGAGUGGAAGUGUUCGGUCGAAAUCAAACGGACGGUUGGCUGCAAGUUGGAAGCAAACUUCAAGACAAUACGUUUACACAUACGGGCCUUAGCGCAGGAGUAACGUACUACUUCGUAGUGCGUGCAGAAAACUCUCACGGCAUCUCAAUGCCAAGCCCUCUUUCUGAGCCAGUCCUGCUCGGCAUGACUGACAGCGCCAAUAUUGGAAUCGAUUUGAGCGAGGCCAGAGCCAGCUUAUUAUCUGGAGACGUUGUAGAACUUGUCAACGCUUCAUCCAUUGAUUCCACGACUGUGAAAUUAGCUUGGGAAAUCAUCAAUGGCAAGUACGUUGAAGGAUUUUACAUCUACGCACGAAAUCUGAAUGUUGGUCAACCACAACGACGUCAAUCUUACAAAAUGUUAACAGUGCUGAAUGCCGGUGCCUCGUCCUGUUCCAUAUCCGGGCUAGAUAAGUACACUGAGUACGAGUUUUUUAUAGUGCCUUUCUACAAAUCCGUCGAAGGCAAGCCAUCCAACUCACGGGUAUCGAGAACACUCGAAGAUGCUCCCAGCGAACCACCAUACGCGAUGGAAGCCCUACUAUUGAACUCCUCCGCAGUGUACCUGAAGUGGAAACCACCGCCUGCAGCUGUACAAAAUGGUAUCUUACGUAAUUACAACAUUAUCGUGCGAGGAGUUGAUCUGCGAUCGAAUUAUUCGAAGGUUUUGAGUAAUGUCACAAUUGACGCAACUUCAUCGACGCUGCUGCUGGCAAAUCUUACUGAGGGCGUCACGUACACGGUCAGCGUUGCCGCCUCCACAAAAGCCGGCGUUGGACCCUUCAGCAAUCCUGCCACUCUGCGUCUUGAUCCAAUCACGAAGGAAUUAGACCAAACCUCUCAUCGCUAUCCAGUUAGUCAUGAGAAUAUGGACGACUUUUUAACUCAACCGUGGUUUAUAGUAAUCUUGGGAUCUUUCUUAGCACUAAUGAUGCUCUCGUUUGGUGCUAUAGUGUUUGUCAAAAGAAAGCAUAUGAUGAUGCCCCAACCUGCGCUGGUCACAAUACGAGCUCAUCAUGCAGGUGGUAUGGUCAAGAUUCCUCGCAAUAAUUUGUGGAUGGAUCAGCCUGGCGUGGUCUGGAGUAAUCAAUCAUGUGAUCGAGGAAAGGAACAAAUUCAAGACUAUGCGCCAGUUUGCACAUCUACAACACUUCCAUUGGAACAGCAAUACCAACAUAAUCGUAAUCGAUAUAUCGAGCACACAGAGUAUCCGAGCGAUUACGCCGAAGUAUCGUCUUUCAAUCCAUUACCACUUCAUGAAGUCAAUGUUGAUGGCCAAGAAGAAACUCCAUUGAACACGGCGCCCAGUGAAUACAGCUUAGAAGGAACACGUUCGCCAGCACCCUACGCUACGACCACAUUGAUUGCAAGCUCAAGAUUUAUUAAUGCUCCGGGUGACACUGCCGGUAACAACAGUCUUCAUCGUCAGGUAUUAAAAACAGGGGCACCGCAAAACAGCUACGGCUGUCAUGGACCGGAUGGAGGAAGCAUGUACUACAGUACAAAAGCCUAUUCGACAAAGCCAGUCACUCCCGGUUCACAGGUCUUGGGUAGAGCUAGUUACGGUCGCGACGUAUACUCAAAAUCAUAUCUCAAUCCGAACGAGAAAAUCAAUAUCCUUGAGAAUAAACUAGCAUCCCAUACCAUGUCCAUGCUAUCCGGUGGCAUUGCGCCGGUCUGCGUCGUAUAUGAACAGCUACCACCUAGCCAGAACGGCGCUUCCAAUAGCCAUAGUGUAGCGAGUAGUGCUUGUAGUGCAACCAGCGGAAGUACCGGUAGCAGCAGUGGGACUAGUGGAAACCGAGCUGCGGUCACCGACAGCAUUACUACUUUAUGUGCUUCUGAGCCUAGCCGUUCGUUUGAAUCGUUGAACUCCGAGCAAACAGUAAGGAAUGGUAGCAAUAAAAAACGUUUCAAAGUUUCCCGGACACAGAUCACCAAACCACAACCGGGCAUUGGUAACAUAAAGGACCUCGCGACGGCUAGUGAGUAUGGUAAUCAGGUCGCUCCACACCAGCAAAGAAAAAACAUUUCUUUGUUGAAUAACCUAGGACCAAAAGAGCAACUGUAUAUUAAGGUUGGCGAAACGAGGGCGUCAGGAGGUACCAACAGUUGGAGCCACUCUACCGCCGUAGCAAUGGCCGGUCUAUACCAAAAUUCUACGACCGCCUUGCAGGUGGAUGGAAGCAGUGCUGACCAGGUUGUCUACCUGCCAAUUGGAAACCGAAGUGUCAUUAGCUAUCGUUCCGUUUCGGACCACGCGACUGAUGUCUGA
Molecule: messenger RNA, 3993 nt
Organism: Anopheles bellator
Lineage: Eukaryota; Metazoa; Arthropoda; Insecta; Diptera; Culicidae
Product: roundabout homolog 2-like
Exons: 14
Coding region: 1-3993 (1330 amino acids)
Biological process (GO): axon guidance; cell-cell adhesion
Cellular component (GO): axon; plasma membrane
Molecular function (GO): protein binding
Source: RefSeq, a predicted model, not a curated record